Molecule: messenger RNA, 429 nt
Organism: Brassica oleracea var. oleracea
Lineage: Eukaryota; Viridiplantae; Streptophyta; Magnoliopsida; Brassicales; Brassicaceae
Exons: 1
Coding region: 1-429 (142 amino acids)
Source: RefSeq, a predicted model, not a curated record
AUGCAGUUAUGGAACGAUUAUUUUAGUGAAGAUGCAGCAUAUCUUUCUCACAUGUUUCGACGGUGUUUUCGAAUGAACAAGCCCUUGUUCAUGCGUAUUGUUGAUGGACUAUCUGCUGAAAUCCCAUACUUUCAACAAAGAAGAGAAGCUACUGGAAGGUUCGGUCACUCCCUGUUACAAAAGGCAACGACAACAAUUCGUAUAAUGGCAUAUGGUUGCCCAGCUGAUGCGGUCGACGAAUACCUCCGACUUGGCGCGACCACCGCGCUUUUAUGCUUGGAACAUUUUGUUCAAGGAAUCAUAAAUUUAUUUGGAGAUGAGUAUCUAAGAAGACCCACGCCAGAAGAUCUUCAAUGUCUACUCGAUAUUGUAGAGAUAAGCGGGUUUCCCGUGAUGAUAGGAAGCAUUGAUUGUAUGCAUUGGGAGUGA